AUGUUCACUUGUAGUGGAGCAAAUAAUGGUAUUGGUGUAGCUGGUUUUGAAUUAAAUGCUAGCUAUGUAUUAAUAAUUCUUGGUUGGCUUUUUCUACCUGUUUAUAUAAAAGCUGAUAUUUAUACAAUGCCAGAAUUUUUAAAGAAAAGAUUUGGUGGUGAUAGAAUUCGUUUUUAUCAAACUACUUUAGCUUUAAUACUUUCAAUAUUUACAAAAAUAUCAGUUGAUCUUUAUUCUGGUGCAAUAUUUCUUAAUCAAGCACUUGGUUGGAAUAUGUAUAUAUCAAUUAUUGCACUUAUUUCUCUUGCUGCUAUAUUUACUAUUGGUGGAGGAUUAUCUGCUGUUAUUUGGACAGAUUUUAUUCAAACAAUUAUUAUGGUUAUAGCAGCUUUUAUUCUUAUGAUUAUAAGUUAUAUUCGUGUUGGUGGUUUACAAAUGAUAAAAAAUCUUUAUCCAUAUUCUGUUGCUGAUACAACUUUAUUUAAUAAUACAGUAUGUGGUAUACCAUCUGAAGAUUAUUUUAGUAUUAUUCGACCACUUAAUUCGAAUAAUGGUCCACCGUGGAUAGGUAUUAUUGGUAUGACCAUUGUUAUUGUUCAACGAGCACUUGCUGCUAAAAAUUUAACACAUGCUCGUGCUGGUUGUAUUGUUGCUAGUUAUUUAAAAUUUUUACCUCUAUUUCUUAUGAUUAUUCCGGGUAUGGUUGCACGUAUACUUUUUCCAGAUAAAAUUGGUUGUUCAAGUCCUCAAACAUGUAAAGAAGUUUGUAAUAAUGAAGCAUCAUGUACAGAUAUAGCUUAUCCAUUAAUUGUUAUUGAAUUAAUGCCAAGUGGUUUACGUGGUCUUAUGCUUGCUUGUAUGAUUGCAGCAUUAAUGACUUCAUUAACAUCAAUAUUUAAUUCAUCAUCAACUAUAUUUACUAUUGAUAUAUGGCAACGUUUUCGACCACGAGCAUUACAAUGGGAAUUACUUAUAGUCGGAAGAGUUUUUACAUUAAUACUUGUUGGAAUAUCAAUUCUUUGGAUUCCAAUUAUUUCAAUUGCACAAGGUGGUCGUCUAUUUGAUUAUAUUCAAUCAGUACAAAGUUUUCUUGCUCCACCAAUAUGUGCAAUUUAUCUUCUUGCUAUAUUAUGGAAACGAAUUAAUGAAGAAGGUGCAUUUUGGGGUCUGAUAUGUGGUUUAAUUAUUGGUUUAAUUCGUUUUAUUUGGGAAUUUUCAUAUUCAGUUCCACCAUGUGAAUUAUCACAUACAGAUCAACGUCCAACUGUAGUUAAAUUUCAUUUUCUAUAUUUUGCUGUUUUACUUUUUGUACUUACAUGUUUAAUAACGAUUACUAUUAGUCUUCUAACUCGACCAAUUCCUGAUCAAUGUGUAGGUUAA
Molecule: messenger RNA, 1380 nt
Organism: Rotaria sp. Silwood1
Lineage: Eukaryota; Metazoa; Rotifera; Eurotatoria; Philodinida; Philodinidae
Source: the annotation of a GenBank genome assembly